This is a messenger RNA of Bacillus rossius redtenbacheri, 817 nucleotides long. It is a transcript of the gene mRpL22, whose product is annotated as large ribosomal subunit protein uL22m. Lineage: Eukaryota; Metazoa; Arthropoda; Insecta; Phasmatodea; Bacillidae. The transcript is spliced from 4 exons. Gene Ontology annotation, cellular component: mitochondrial large ribosomal subunit; ribosome. Gene Ontology annotation, biological process: translation. Gene Ontology annotation, molecular function: structural constituent of ribosome. The record is from RefSeq and is a predicted model, not a curated record. The coding region runs from base 157 to 774 and encodes 205 amino acids.
ACAUCAAUUCCAUAGAGUAAAAAGGAACAGCUGAUCUGCUCAGUCGUACUGCUCAUAGAGUAAAUAAAGUACCACUGCUGUUUUCAUUAAUUGUUUACAUGUCUUGAUUUUUUUAUCUUCUUGUGCUUGUGCUUGGGUACACCUCGAGCACGAACGAUGGCGUGUGCAGCAAGCAGACAGGCGCUGCUCAGCAUCUUGUCGGCUCCACCCACGGCCAAGUUCCACUGCUGCGCGGUGAGGGCUGCGUGGGCCGGGGCCAACGAGCCCAAGAAGUGGCCCAAGUACAACGAGAAGAUAUUCCCACCGCAGCAGCCGGACGAAGAGAGGCGGCCAGCGUACGUUUGCCACAUGAAGACAAACAUCAAGUACAGUCCGUGGAAGAUGUGGUACAUCGCGUGCUUCGUGCGCGGCAUGACGGUGGAUGAGGCGCUCAAACAGCUCAGCUUCUUGACGUUGAAAGGCGCGGCGGCCGUGAAGGAAACGAUACUGGAGGCCCAGGCGCUGGCCGUGAAGGAACACAACGUGGAGUUCAAGAGCAAUCUGUGGGUUUCCGAGUCGUUCGUCGGGAAAGGUAUGGUCAUCAAGGGAGCACGCCGGCACGCGAGGGGGCGAGUGGGGAAGGUAGAGUACUUCCACUGCCACUACUUCGUCAACCUGGAGGAGGGAUCCCCCCCGGAACACUACUACCACUACAGGAAGCCAAAAACUGGCCCGGAGAUGCUGGAGGAGUGGCUCGCUAAGAUGAGGACCAGGAAGAUUACACAUUCCUUGUAAAUACAUCUUGGCAUCUUAAAAUAAAAACAAAAAGUUGUAGGCA